AUGGCUGACGGUAACAUUUCAGCAGUGUCUCAGUUCAUCUUUGUAGGACUGACAGAUGACCCAGGACUUGAGAUCAUCCUCUUUGCUGUGUUUCUAGUCAUUUACUUAACUACUGUCUCGGGGAAUCUUGGAUUGAUUAUGUUAAUCCACUACAGCCCUCAGCUUCAUACACCCAUGUACUUUUUCCUCAGUCACUUGGCUUUUGUUGAUUUCUGUUAUACAUCCUCAGUUACUCCAAACACAAUUAUAAACUUCCUUCGAAAAGUCAAAAGUAUAACCUUCUAUGCAUGUGCCACUCAGGUGUGCUGUUUCAUCACAUUUGCUGUUUGUGAAAUGUACUUGCUGUCAGUCAUGGCCUAUGACAGGUAUGUGGCCAUCUGGAACCCUCUCCUCUAUGCGGUCCUCAUGCCUAGAAGGCUCUGUCUUCAGGUCAUCGCCAGCACAUACAUUUAUGGAUUCACUGUGGACCUUGUUCAGGCAGUGGCAACCUUCCACCUGUCUUUUUGUGGCUCCAAUGUAGUUAACCACUUCUACUGUGAUGAUGUUCCCUUGGUUGCUCUGGCCUGUUCUGAUACGCAUGUCAAAGAGUUGAUGUUGCUAAUCAUUGCUGGCUUCAACACCCUUUGCUCUCUGUUGAUUGUGAUCAUUUCUUAUGUUUUCAUUGUCUUUGCCAUCCUGAGAAUGCAUUCUGCUGAAGGAAGAAGGAAAGCCUUUUCCACCUGUGCAUCCCACCUGACUUCUAUUACCAUAUUUUAUGGAACAAUUAUUUUUAUGUACCUGCAGCCCAAGUCAAGCCAUUCUCUGAACACAGAUAAAUUUGCUUCUGUGUUUUAUGUGGUAGUAAUUCCCAUGUUAAACCCACUGAUCUACAGCUUGAGAAAUCAGGAGGUAAAAAGUGCCCUAAAGAGAAUUACUGACAAGUUGUCUUUGAUCAUUAGGUAA
Molecule: messenger RNA, 942 nt
Organism: Rattus norvegicus (Norway rat)
Lineage: Eukaryota; Metazoa; Chordata; Mammalia; Rodentia; Muridae
Gene: Or5al5b
Product: olfactory receptor family 5 subfamily AL member 5B
Exons: 1
Coding region: 1-942 (313 amino acids)
Biological process (GO): G protein-coupled receptor signaling pathway; signal transduction; detection of chemical stimulus involved in sensory perception of smell
Cellular component (GO): membrane; plasma membrane
Molecular function (GO): olfactory receptor activity; G protein-coupled receptor activity
Source: RefSeq, marked reviewed